This is a messenger RNA of Lingula anatina, 2373 nucleotides long. RefSeq lists its product as uncharacterized. Gene Ontology annotation, molecular function: methyltransferase activity. NCBI's taxonomy places the organism in Eukaryota, Metazoa, Brachiopoda, Lingulata, Lingulida, Lingulidae. The record is from RefSeq and is a predicted model, not a curated record.
AAUCAGUACACCGGGAGCGUCACCGAAAGUAGGAAGUGAUAUUAUUUUCCUGGAAGCAUAGAUUACAGUUUUUAAGAAACAUACUUGAAAAUCAUUGGAAACUACUUGAUUUCUUGAUUGGGAAUUUGAAGAAUAACAGAUUAUCAAUACCAGAUGCGAUAAGGCUGAAUUUUGGAUAUUAAUACUCUUAAGCCAUUGGAGUAUUUCAUUCAUUCAUUCAUUUCUGAGGAUUUGAAAAAGGUCAGAGGUCAUUAUGCCGCCAAUACUAGAGUUGGACAGAUCUCAAGGGCUGUACGGUGUUGCUGCUGUCAGCCGUCACGCCAGCACCUCGGGGAUCUCUCCGCCAAAACGGAACAUGGACGAGAAACGGCCAUACUCCUUUCAUGAUUUCAACAGAAAAGAACCCUGUCGGUAUUCUCACCAAGUAUUCCUCUUGGCUGGGAAAAUAUUCGAUGCUCUGAAACACCCAGUCAAAGAGGACAAUCCAUAUUUGAGAAAGAAACAGGAAGAACUUGAUAAAAAUAAAAUGGUACAGGUGCCUAAAUUGGAUUUUCCUGAUGGGAAAACGAAGCGACUGACAUUUGAGCUGUCUUUUGCUACUUUGAAAUAUCAAAAUUUACUGGAGGACCUUUUGGAUGAUUGUGCAAUCAUGUCUCAGUUCCCUGAGUUCAGGGAAGACUUUGGUUUGGUCAUGGUCAUCCUGAACGACUUCCAAAACAGAAAAUUCCAGCAACGCACGCCGCUUCCAGGCGAGACGCUGGAUCCACACAUCACAGAGAUAGAGCAGGCUUUGUACUCUGUGAAAACCAAACUGAAUGCUUCCCUGGCCAGAAACAGAAUCAAGUAUAAUGCUCUGUCUAUAGAGAGCUUGCUGCCAGCGGCUGUACAGGAACAGAGUGAAGUAGGCUCACAUCUACCUGUGUUUGUCUGGGUGAAUCUGCUCAAAACAAGCAUUCAAUCAGUAGUGGAGCAUUUCAAAGAAGAUGGCUUCCACUUUCGUAACUUCGAUUCAGAUGAGCAGAUAGUUGGCAACCAGUUCUGGGCAGACGUUCACUGCAGCAAUGUUCUGACUUUUGCUGCCGAAAAACGUCAGGAAAUCUCCCAGCAUCCUCUAGUAGAGUGUGGCCAUAUUGUUGUCCAGGACAAGUCCAGUUGUCUGGGUCCUCACUCCAUAAAGGCAGUGGUCAGUGAAGGUGAUGACAUUGCAGUGGCCAAUGUGACCUCUGGACUGACCCUGGCCCAUGUGUCCAGUUUGACCCAGGAGACCUGCGGGACAAUAUAUGGCUUUGGUGUCCAGUCAGAUGACCACCUUGCUCAGGUCAAGGAGACACUGAAGCAUCUUGGUGCUAACAAUGUAAAGCUGAUAAUGGAAGAGUUUAGUAGUGUAGCUCCAGAUGAUGUGAGGUUUAGGAAUGUGAAAGCCAUCCUGGUCACAGCCAAGUGCAGCAAGUCUGGUAUCAGUAACCCUGUGGAUUUUAUUGUCAAUGAAGGAGAAGACAUGUCAAUCUUGAAGAACUUGUCUGUGGGAGAGACGGACAUCUCCAGGAUGGGAGAAAUGAUGGCCAAUAAUGGGGCUGCUCUCAGACAUGCCAUGAGAUUACCUCGAGUACAAGCAGUAGUCUAUACGACACACUCAAUAGUGUCCAGAGAGAACGACGAUGUCAUCACAAGAGCCAUCCACGCAAUAAAUACAAUCAACCAACAAAACAACAACCGAAAAUGCCAGUUCAGGAUCAUUCCUCCAGUCAUUCCUAUUGUGGAGAAAGACCUGGAGUCGAGUCCUCGCACUGUGAGAGACAGGUUUCUCAAGUUUGAGAAGACACCAAAAAUGACAGGGUGCUUUUGUGCAGUAGUGGGACGAGAGGCUGAGGAUAAACAGGAAGCUGCUAAGGAUGUCCUUGCAAGGGCCAGAGCUAUGGGAAUACUUGGUGGUGAAGAAAAGAUGGACGUUGAUGAUGACAACAAUAAACCAAACAGCAAACCUCGCAAGAAGUCACCAAAAAGAGCCAAGAGUAGUUUUGUAGCCAGGAAAAGCGGGUUAUCGCCCCAGCGGAAGGCCACAGUCUCGUUGCCGAAUGCGCAUGUUACCAAGCAGCAUCAGUCACACUCGCCUGCUGUUAAAGUUCCGAAGAAAUCAGGCGUGGCUUUUGGCUCCGGUGUUGCCUUGAAGGAAAAGAAGAGGGAAUCUGUUGUUUCUACGUCAAAGUCUACGCAAGCUGCGACAGCUAAAACAAAAACAAUGGAGCUUCACAUAGUGAACCAUCCGAAACCUUUCAGCAAAAAGAAGUAACCGAUUGGAAGCUGAGACAAGAGGAUGAGGACAAGGAGGAGAACAAACUACUAUGUCCAGUAAUAGUACAUGUACCCAUACAA